Molecule: messenger RNA, 1273 nt
Organism: Prunus avium (sweet cherry)
Lineage: Eukaryota; Viridiplantae; Streptophyta; Magnoliopsida; Rosales; Rosaceae
Source: RefSeq, a predicted model, not a curated record
ACAGUGAAAAGUAUAUUUGAAAUGAAUGAUUAGAAUGAAUAACCAUGACGACUUUAAAAUGCCACCCACCCCAAUUAGUUGACAGGGGACAAGAGGGGGUCCUUUGAAGUAUAUUUCUACUCUCCACCGGAAGCUGAAUGAACGCAAUGCAGCAAAAAAAAAUGAUCUGAUUUUUUCAAUGACAUGACGUCUGUAGUUAUUGUUGUUAGGAUAAAGUGCCGAUUAGCAUGAUACUUCAGGGUAAAACGACUGAAAAUCCCUAUCGUUAUUUUGCAUUCUUGAUAUGACCUCUCCCUCGAGUCUUGAUAAUUUCUGCUAGGGUAGGUAGGACUGGUGGUAAUUGCUCUUCUCACCUGGUAGGACUGGUGUAUUUAUUAUUUGGGCUUGUGUGAUUAGGUUAUAUUGAUUUGGUUUGCCUAAUCUUUAUUUUGCUUAAUUUUGGAUUGUUAAUUUGCUAUACUUUUAUUUUAUUUUUAAUAAAUGCACUAGCACCAUCGAGGUUUGGGGGAAAAAAAAAAGAAAGGAAAAUCUCUAACCUUCUCCACACACGGUACUUUUUGGCAGAGUCUAUAUAUUUCAAGUUGAUCAUUCCAGAUAUAAUAAAGAGCAAUAAAUAAAUCCACAUAUAUAAUAGUGUGUCCCUAUUGCAAGUUGAACAUAAGAACUCUACAGAGAGGAGAAGACUUUCUUUUGAGCUUUCAUCAAUGGCAGAUAGGUCUCGAACUGAAGCUGAACAACUGAACAAGAGCCCACAGGAGAGGGUAAGAAACCGUUUUUCUGGUGUCCCUAGAACGCUUUCUGAACUAGAGCGCCAAGAAGAAAGAACUGAACAAGAGCUCCAGCACAACGAAAAUAGUAGUGAGGUACAAAAUACUGAUGAAAAUAGCGAAACCUUCAACAUUCUUGAGAAUGAAAUCAUCGCAAAUGAAAGCACUGAUGUUGGUAUUCACGACACUUACAACGAAUAUCAUGAAGGUGGAGGUGCUGUUGAUGUUCAUCAAGCAAGGAACCACAACAUUGGUGGCAAUAGCAAUUUAUUCAAACAAAGGCAAGCGUGCAGGGAUUAGCAAAGUCGGCAACAAGUACUACAAGAAAUCGAGCGUACCAUUUCUUCUUAGUCUUAUUGUUCUUCUUGUUCUAGCUUUUAUUUUUUUUCUUUUAUAUAUUAAUGGUGAGUAAGCAAAACAAAAAAAUGAAGCAAGUGGCUUGAGUGAAAAAUAAGACCCGGCCAAGAAGAAAAAAAUAAAUAGUUGGCAAAAAAUAAAUAAACAAA